CCAGUGCUCCUCCUACGCCAUCUUUGCUUAGUACUGUAGGUUUCUUUCUCUGUCAGGCAAAUCACGGGGUGUAUUCGCUUCGCGAUAUAUCGAUCGGUCUCUCGCUGGAUUUCUUCACAAAAGCGUCGGCUCCCUCUCUCUUUUCCUGCCUCUUUCUCGGUCCCAAAUCCCGUAGGCAUCUUGAAUCGCGGUAGAUCCAUAUCGGCCUCCGUUGACCGCGCAACAACAGGCAGCACGGAGAGGUUGAGGGACGCAUGGAUGGCUGCAAAGAUGUGGCAGGCCUGAGCUGCGCCGAUUUGGAUCAAGAUCUCGAAUCGCGGUAGAUCAAAUCGCUUUCCACCGUUUGAUCUUGAUCCAAAGGUUCAGCAGCCAUCUUCUUCCUCUCCUUCUUCUUCCCCAGCAACAUACCUCUGUUUAUUUUUCCUCUGGCAGACGCCUCUGACCCUUCCUCUCCACAUGCCUCGCCUCCGGCCGGCGAGGUCCUGUCCGAGCCCUCGCCAGUGGCGCCCUGGCCGGCUGCGACGUCUUCAUCUCAUCCUCGCGCUCUGUCCAAACCGAGCAGCAACCAUAUCUGAAAGACCCCCUACCCACACUGGUCAACGUGCUGCCACGCCUCCAUCGGUGACGCCGCCUCCAGUCGCGUUGUCCGCAUAUACGGCACGGUCUCACCCUCGGGGAUUCUUGUGGAAAUUGACUGACGCCGAAACUAUAUGAGUGCGAUGACGUAGUUUCAAUCCUUCCUGUUUAUUUCUAGGUGCCGCAGCAGUUGUUGAUCCCAUUAUAAUUUUGGUUUCUCACGAAGAAGACGAAGAAGAUCGUCCAGUAAGCCUGCUGGGUGUGAGAUAGCCGCAGCAUGGAUUUUAAGCUCCAUGAUAUCGAAACUAUCACCAACAACUUUGCCGAGGCUCAGAAAGUCGGCAGUGGUGGACACGGAGAUGUUUACAGGGCCACUCAUAAAGGAGAGGAAAUUGCCGUGAAGAAGCUCCAUCAAUUUCAGGGACUCGAUGAUGAAGAAUUCGACAGCGAAUGCCGUAACCUUCGUGAGGUACGGCACCAAAAUAUUGUGCGGCUAAUUGGUUACUGCUACGAAUCUGAGCACACAUGCGUGGUGGACCGCGAUGGGGGGGUUUAUUUGGAACAAAGGAUGGAGCGAGUCCUCUGUUUCGAAUAUAUGCACGGCGGAAGCCUCGAUAAAUACAUUCAAGAUGAAGCUUGCGGGCUUGAGUGGCUGACAUGUUACAAGAUUAUUAAAGGGACUUGUGCGGGAAUAAAUUACCUUCACAGCUCGAAGGGAAAACCUAUUUUCCAUCUGAACUUAAAGCCUGGUUGUUGACACCAGAUUUUGGCAUGAUCACGAAUCCAGAUUCAUAUGCAAAAGUUAGAGGCAACACUUCGCGGGCCGGUCCUGAGUGAGAAAGUAUUCGGCCUUUGUCGGCUGAAUGAGACCUUGCCGGGGUAAAACCUUGCCGCCGUGAACAGUAACCUUGCCGGGGAAAGCUUUGCCGCCGUGAACAGUAACCUUGCCGGGGGAGAGCUUGCCGCCGUGAACAGUGCCGGGGAAAGCUUGCCGCCGUGAACAGUAACCUUGCCGGGGAAAGCUUGCCGCCGUGAACAGUAACCUUGCCGGGGGAGAGCUUGCCGCCGUGAACAGUAACCUUGCCGGGGAAAGCUUGUCGCCGUGAACAGUAACCUUUCCGGGAAAGCUCGCUGCCGUGAACAGUAGAAACUGUCGGGGCCAAUCCGACCAGAUGCUGAAGAUGGGCUCAAAUCCACAGCCCACGCAAGGAGCAAGACAGAAGAUUGGACCAGAUUCGGGCUGAAUCCGAGUGGGACCAGAGCUAGGAUUCUAGGACGUGAAUUGAUGUAAUUUUCUUGUAAGGAAAGCCUAGAUAAAUCCUUUACUUGUAUGGGAAGUCCAGUCGCCUCUUAUAUA
Messenger RNA from Triticum urartu, 1933 nucleotides. RefSeq names its product putative cysteine-rich receptor-like protein kinase 16. Gene Ontology annotation, molecular function: ATP binding; protein kinase activity. Gene Ontology annotation, biological process: protein phosphorylation. NCBI's taxonomy places the organism in Eukaryota, Viridiplantae, Streptophyta, Magnoliopsida, Poales, Poaceae. The record is from RefSeq and is a predicted model, not a curated record.